Messenger RNA from Terrapene triunguis (Three-toed box turtle), 721 nucleotides. RefSeq names its product cytochrome P450 2C3-like. The record is from RefSeq and is a predicted model, not a curated record. Gene Ontology annotation, cellular component: cytoplasm; intracellular membrane-bounded organelle. Gene Ontology annotation, biological process: xenobiotic metabolic process. Lineage: Eukaryota; Metazoa; Chordata; Testudines; Emydidae. Bases 15 to 530 code for a protein of 171 amino acids. The transcript has 3 exons. Gene Ontology annotation, molecular function: oxidoreductase activity, acting on paired donors, with incorporation or reduction of molecular oxygen, reduced flavin or flavoprotein as one donor, and incorporation of one atom of oxygen; heme binding; iron ion binding.
ACCUCAUUAAUUUGAUGACAGAGAAGGUUCACGAAGAGAUUGACCGUGUGAUCGGCCGAAGCCGAAGCCCCUGCAUGGCGGACCGAAGCCAGAUGCCCUACACAGAUGCUGUGGUCCAUGAGACCCAGAGAUUCGUCUCUCUUGCCCCUCUUGGUAUCCCACGUGCUGUGACAAGAGACACUCAUUUCAGAAAAUAUAUUAUCCCCAAGGGCACCACUAUAUUCCCUGUACUGCAGUCAGUCCUAUAUGACAGCAAGGAAUUUCCAAAGCCAGAGCAAUUUAACCCAGGGCAUUUCUUGGAUGAAAAUGGUGCCUUCAAGAACAGUGACUUCUUCAUGCCUUUUUCUAUAGGGAAACGGAGUUGCGUGGGAGAGGGUCUGGCUCGGAUGCAGCUAUUUUUGCUACUGACAACGAUUUUGCAGAACUUUACCUUGAAGCCUCUCAUUGACCCCAAGGAUAUUGAUAUAACUCCGAUGACAUUAACCUCAAAUGCCCCAAUGUCCUACCAACUCAUUGUUAUUCCUCGGUAAAUAACUUGAAAAGUCACCUCCAUUUCCUGAGGUGAUUAAUUUGAUUGUCUGUGAUCUUGAACUCCUUAAUACAGUGACAGAAAUUAACUAAUUGCCAUGAAAUGCACAGACAAAUUAGUCAACUUUUUAAGUAACUAGGAUUUAACAAAAUGAAGUGUUAUACCAUAAAAUAACUACAUAAUUGACUCUAA